Pimephales promelas (fathead minnow) is the source of this 1282-nucleotide messenger RNA. Lineage: Eukaryota; Metazoa; Chordata; Actinopteri; Cypriniformes; Leuciscidae. The record is from RefSeq and is a predicted model, not a curated record.
AGCUCCACGUGUGAGCCGGAGGUCUGGGUUCGGCUGGUGAUCGGGUCAAAGGCUGAACUCAAUCAGAUAAAGUGAAACUCGUCCAGCGAAGCGUCCAGAUAAAGCCGUCAGUGGCGUGCUGAAGUCCAGAGCUGAUAGUGCGGCUCGCUUUCCCUCAGGAUUCUCCGGAUCUCCCAGUCGCACGGAUCCAGGAUGCUGUGGGUUUGCCUGGUUCUGGUUCUGCUGGAUCCUUCUGAAGCGUCUCCGGCUGAAAACAUGCACAUGCUCGAGGCCGAAGAGCACAAACUCAUCCUGAACCUCGGACACAAAGAGAUUCCCCGGGACUGUCAUGAUCUGUGGCACAGCUCUGGCGGUCAGGUUCGGGACGGGCUGUAUCUGAUCCGACCCGGUGACUCGCCGAUCGCGGUGUUCUGUGCCAUGAGCGAGGGCGGGUGGACGGUGGUCCAGCACAUCACGGUCAACAGCAGCGUGGACUUCGACAGAACCUGGGCCGAGUACAAGCGCGGCUUCGGGUCGCUCACGGGAAACCACUGGCUGGGCAACGAGCACCUGCACCGGCUCACCGGCGGACCCGUGCGCUACAAGCUCGCCGUCAAGCUAGUGGACCAGGACGCCAUGACCAAGACCGGCGAGUACGACCCGGUUCUGGUGGAGGACGAGGACGCUCAGUACCGCCUGCGUUUGGGUCCGUUUCAGGGCACGGCGGCGGACGCUCUCACGCUCGACACCGAGAACUAUCUUCACGAUAACCAGCGCUUCACCACCCGAGACCGGGACAACGACAACUACUUCCAGAACUGCGCUAAGCUGGAGUUCCAGGGCGUCGCGGGCGGAGGGUGGUGGUACGACGCGUGCGCCGGCGCGAACCUCAACCGCAGGAACGUCAUCUACUGGCAGAAGGACUGUAAUAAAGAGCACUUGUGCAAAUACGCCUGGAUGAUGGUGAGGCCUUCAGACCAGGUCAAGGUGGUUCGCUCCGGAGACUGUGCCAGAGACGAGCUCUGAGCGGCUCAACAUCCUUCAAGAUCAGCAGGGCACGCUUUAUCUGAAUGUGUCAUUGCUACGAUGUUAUUAUACAUUUAAGAACUGAGGAAUAAUAAUUGACAACAUGUACUUACUACAGGGUUUGGGUAAGAUUAGGAUUUGGUUGAGGGUUAGUUGCAUGUAAUUAUGCACAAUUUACUGUUAUUACUACGGUAAGUAUGUAACAUAUGUAACAAGGACACUGUGAAAUAAAGUGUUACUGUUGAAUUUAGUGAUGUUUUUAAUUAAAGUCCCCCUG